GCUAAUAAACUGGCACUGACUCAAGCCCCCCCCCUGCCUGGCUGCCAAUGGAAUCUGCAAGUAAUGCAAACCAGGAGGCAGAGCGGAGGAACAGGAUGCAUGAAGAUGCUCAGAGGAGGUUGGGGGGGUGGGGGGUGGUGGCAGUGGUUUAACAAUAACAAAUCUCUCUCCCGAACCACCAUCACCACCCCCCAGAGCACCCACCCCCCACCCUGACUGUACGAGAGUAACUCUCACUGGCACAGAGCCCUGGCGUGGCCAGAUGUUGGCAAUAAGAGUGCUAUAAGAUGGGUCCUCCUUUAAUGUGCUCCGAUGGAAGAAACAGAUGCUGGCACUGUCGGUUCUGCAGUGUUUCUCAGUCAAGUGAUUCAACCUCCACAGUAACUGGGAUGCGUCUUUUGUUCUUUUUUCCCCCUCUUCUCAUGAGCAAGACGUAGCCGAAUGCUCAUCGUAGCCCAGCCUUUUAAACGGGCUAUCAUAACCCACACGCAAAUUAAACCUGAGGCAUUGACACUUAAAAGUCGGACCUACGACCGUUGCGACUAUUAGGCGAAUCAUAACUGUAUGGUAAAGUGAAAUGCCCGUUAAAUGCUGUAAUCUCUUGUGUGUGAACCCCCUAGGAGACUGAAGAGGACGCUGUCCUGGGAGACGCCCCCAUUGAGCUGGAUGGCCAGGCGACUACUGGGGCUCCUCUUUACCAUGGACCCACCUUCCCCCCAGUCCCCCCUCAGCCUGUCCCUCUCACGGAGCCCGUCCUUGCGGUCAUACACCGGCGGGAGACCCUGGAGAACCGUCUAGUUGACUGGGUUGAGCAAGAGCUGAUGGCCCGCGUCAUUACAGAGAUGUUUGCCCGGCGAGCCCAGGGUGACCCGACCAGCCACUCAGACCCUGCGGGGAGUGAAGCCUCAGAUGCAGGGGGGGCAGCCAGUGGACUACGCCUUCAGUUCUUUCUGGAUGAUGGUGUCCCAGUGGACACAGCUCUACUCAGGCAUCAUGUGGAGGAGGCCCUGGCUGAUAUCAUCUCCAUUAUGCUGGGGCAGAGGGAGGGACGGCCAGAGCCCGCAGCUCCCAGCACUCAGCAGCAGCCAGCUGCAUCAGAGGAGGCUGAGGUUCCCACCCCGGUCCCCACCCCUGUGGCCACUCCAGAGCCCAGCGUCAGACAGAGCCCUCCAGCCCGCAGCCACCUCCAGACCCCUCUGGACACCCCCCAGCCCUCGGAGCAGGGCUCCCCAGAACAGUCAACCCACGAGCCUGAACCUCAGCUCACCACUCAAGAAGUGGAGCAGCCUGCAGUCGCCACACCCUCCACUACUCCUGUUCAGUCGCCCCCCAGAGUGACCACGCCCUCCCCGCCACCACCCACCCACACGCUGGCCAGCCUGCGGGACAACCCCUGGGGAGACGCAGAGCUCCCGCUUAAAGAGGAGGAGCCUCACAGCGAGAAGGAGGAGCCACUCCAGCCCGCACCAGUUAUAAUGUCUGUGGCCAGAGAAGAGGACGCCAUCCUCCCAUCUCCUCCUGCAGCCAAACCUCAGUCUCCAGUGCCUCCACCUGCCGCCACCUCUCCCCCUCCACCUCCUGCUCCUGCUCCUCCUCCUCUCUCUCCCUCCUCCACGGAGGAGAGCAGUUCUGGUGUCUCGCUGACUGAGACAGAGGCCGUGGGGAGACACAUCUCAGAGGGCGAGCUGCUCCUCAGCUACAGCCACAUAGCAGCAGCCAGAGCUCUGGAAGAGGAGGGCCUGAUUCUGCCCAACCUGAAUGCCAGUCUGGCCAGCUCUCUUCUGGGUGUGCAGGACAUGGACUAUGACCCACCUAGUGAAGGGCAGGUGAUCCUAAGACCACACACGCGGUCUCACCACGACCCAAUCCUGGCUCUGCUGGCCCGUAUGGAUCAAGGCCCAGUCAUACAGGAGCAUGCUGAGAGGUCCUGGGAUGAAGGCAGCAGUGCAGGCGAGGUCAGUGAUGGCCAGAGACCCCUUCUUACAGCAGGAGGACAGCGUGUGAUGACCGGACACACACUCCUGGAGCCCACACACACACACAGAGCAACGCUAACAUCACCUGGACAACUCACUGAAACAGGUGAAGCUGGGCUGCUGUCCACGGACACUGGGCUCCGGGCCAGCACGACCGGGCCGCACAGGCCGACGUCUGGGCCCGACACCCCCCCACCUGGCACAGCCCGACCUGCCGGGCCUCCAUCGACGUCAGGCCGCUCAGCCAGCCCAGAGGAGGCACAUAUCAUGGCUCCGGAUCCUUUUGUUCAGCCGGCACACAGACCCGCUCCUCUCCUGGUGAGGCAGUGUGAGCAGCAGGCCCCGCGGGACUCCCACAGGCCAGAACCAUACUACCAGAAUGGUCACAAGGACGUGGAUGACUUCUUUGAGGACAAAGUUAAUGGAGAGCGAGCCAGUCAGCAGGCGGAGGCUGGAGCCGUCAGGCAGAUGUCAAUCCGUCUGCCCUCCGCCCCUCCAGAGCUGAACUCAGCCAGCAUCAGCACCAUUGAGGGAGACACAGACUCCUCUGCCAACGAUGUCUUUUAACAUUGGGCCCCCAUCUCUACCCUCGACCCUGACACGGGCCCCCUCUCUACCCUCGACCCUGACACGGGCCCCCUUCCCUGUCGGGCCCCUCGGCUGCCUGGCACAGGCCCCUCUGAAUGGGGCCCCUCUGCAGCGCGGCCAGCAUUAGUUCCCCAAAGGAACCUCCAGAACCUCUCCGACCAAUCACGUGUCUUAACUCAGGAGGCUUCACAUGGAUCCACUCAUCACACUUUUUUAGCAUUUGAAGCCCUUCAUCUUAAAUUCUGUUCUCGUAUGUGGGUGAAAUAAUUUAUUUUUUGGUAUUGAUUUAUUUAUGUGUUAUCUUUGCCGCUACGCCUCAAGUGUGGGUCUGAGGAGAUCAAUGUGUUUCUGAAAUCUGUCUGGUGCCAGAGAAGGACGAGUGUUGGUUUUGAGUGGUUUUUGAGAGAUAAAAAAAGCUUCUUUUUUUUUUUAAUACUAAUAAAUCUUUUAUCUACUGUG
This is a messenger RNA of Clupea harengus (Atlantic herring), 3023 nucleotides long. RefSeq names its product protein TALPID3-like. Gene Ontology annotation, biological process: smoothened signaling pathway. The coding region runs from base 822 to 2543 and encodes 573 amino acids. Lineage: Eukaryota; Metazoa; Chordata; Actinopteri; Clupeiformes; Clupeidae. The transcript is spliced from 13 exons. Gene Ontology annotation, cellular component: centriole; ciliary basal body. The record is from RefSeq and is a predicted model, not a curated record.